Molecule: messenger RNA, 2305 nt
Organism: Gryllus bimaculatus (two-spotted cricket)
Lineage: Eukaryota; Metazoa; Arthropoda; Insecta; Orthoptera; Gryllidae
Source: the annotation of a GenBank genome assembly
CGUGAAUGCAUCUCCAUCCACAUCGGGCAGGCGGGCGUGCAGAUCGGCAACGCGUGCUGGGAGCUCUACUGCCUGGAGCAUGGCAUCCAGCCCGACGGGCAGAUGCCCUCCGACAAGACCAUCGGCGGCGGCGACGACUCCUUCAACACCUUCUUCAGCGAGACCGGCGCCGGCAAGCACGUGCCCCGCGCCGUCUUCGUCGACCUCGAGCCCACCGUCGAGGACGCCGCCAACAACUACGCGCGCGGCCACUACACCAUCGGCAAGGAACUCGUGGACAUCGUGUUGGACCGCGUGCGCAAGCUGUCUGACCAGUGCACGGGGCUGCAGGGCUUCCUCAUCUUCCACUCGUUCGGGGGCGGCACCGGCUCCGGCUUCACCUCCCUGCUCAUGGAGCGCCUCUCCGUCGACUACGGCAAGAAGAGCAAGCUCGAGUUCUCCAUCUACCCUGCGCCGCAGGUGUCAACGGCCGUGGUGGAGCCGUACAACUCCAUCCUGACGACGCACACCACGCUCGAGCACUCGGACUGCGCCUUCAUGGUGGACAACGAGGCCAUCUACGACAUCUGCCGGCGCAACCUGGACAUCGAGCGCCCCACCUACACCAACCUGAACCGGCUCAUCGGGCAGAUCGUGUCGUCCAUCACGGCGUCGCUGCGCUUCGACGGCGCGCUCAACGUAGACGAACCUCGUGCCCUACCCGCGCAUCCACUUCCCGCUCGCCACGUAAGCACGUGCGCUCCUCGCGCGCAGGGUUCGCUUCAGAGGAAGCUCCAGGAAACAUUUCACACGGGGAUGCUGGGGGCUUUAUAUGCUCCUGUUAUAUCAGCAGAGAAAGCAUACCAUGAACAAUUAACUGUGGCUGAAAUCACCAAUGCAUGCUUUGAACCAGCAAACCAAAUGGUGAAAUGUGACCCAAGACACGGCAAAUAUAUGGCAUGCUGUAUGCUCUACAGAGGAGAUGUAGUACCCAAGGAUGUGAAUGCUGCCAUAGCCACCAUCAAAACAAAACGUACUAUUCAGUUUGUGGACUGGUGCCCCACUGGAUUCAAGGUUGGCAUAAAUUACCAACCUCCAACGGUUGUCCCUGGAGGUGAUUUGGCCAAGGUGCAGAGAGCAGUGUGUAUGCUUUCUAAUACAACUGCCAUUGCAGAGGCCUGGGCUCGUCUUGAUCACAAGUUUGACUUGAUGUAUGCUAAACGUGCAUUUGUGCACUGGUAUGUUGGAGAAGGUAUGGAGGAAGGAGAAUUCUCAGAAGCCAGAGAAGACUUAGCAGCUCUGGAAAAGGAUUAUGAAGAAGUGGGAGUUGAUUCUGUAGAGGGAGAGGUAGACGAUGCUGAGGAAUAUUAAGAGGAGACUCGUUAAGAUUCCAGAACUGCUGGUUUGCCUGCAUACAAUCAUGUAAUACAACAAAAGUAAAUUCUGUUGUGAUGUUAUUGCGUACACAUAAAACAAUUUGUUUUUCUUUAUUUUGUUUAUAAGAAACCUUUGAUGAAGAGUAAAACCGCAGUUCUUGUCUUCCUGGCGUUACCUGUACUUUGUUCUCCUCAUAAGCAAUAAUUCACAUGACCAUAUUUCAAAUUAUACACAAAUGAAACUUUCUCAUGAUUAUUAUUGGUUAUUAGUAUAAAGAUUAUAAACCUAAUCUGUCUAAUGUCCAAUACUGUUCAUGGGCAAAAUGAAGAUUACAAAAUUAAAGCACCUUAUACAAACAAAAACAAGAACAUUUAGAUAAAACUGGUUUUUAAUCACCUAAAGUGUCUACUCUGUUCAGCAAUUUUUUUGUUCCUAAACCAGGAAUUAGCAAGGAAUUGUUAUCAUGUAAAGUUUUGCCUUAGGUGUCCGUCCAUAUAUUAAAUGAAAACAGUCAAUUAAAAUCUUGGUUGUCAACACAGCCCACCAUGAAUUUUUAUGUAAAGCCUAAAUGUCUCAGUUUUUAUGGACUGUGUUAAUUCAACAUUAGUCUUUUUAGUCAGUUGUGAACACAAACACAAGUAACUUGAAUGGAAUAAACUAAUAUUAUUAACUUUUUAUUUGAAUUAUUUUCUUCUUAAUACUGAAACUCCCAACUCCUUCAGCACAUUAGAAAACAGAUGUUCCCUUCUUACAGGUGUCACUAGACUUCCAUUAGAUAGUAACAUACGUUCUGUCAUACACAUAUAUUCAUUUAAUUUUUCAAAAAUUACAUAACUGUUUUUUAAAUAUUUCUCAUAAUAUUAUAACAUUUGUUAACACAGAAGCUUCGAAGUAUAUAAUUUUCUUUUUAAAGAUUUUGACUGCAUUUGAGUGUUUCUGAAAAUACAGA